AAGAAUAUUUCCACAAUAACUCCAUAAUGAUCAAUAUCAGCGUGGGAGCUGUUGCUGAAAAGGACAAUCUCUCAGUCUUUUCCGGUGGCAAGAUGAAAUUAACUGUCAAGGAAACACUAGAAAAUGUGAAAGCGUAUGGAGAAUCUACAAGCGCAUCAGACGACACGGUCUUCUAUCUGUUCACAUGGACAAAAAACAAAUUCAAUGAGUGGAAUUUAUACGAAAAUUCUCCUGGUUCAUCAGAGGUCGAGACAACCGCUACGUUUUGCACCAGCAACACCAGCGCCGCGAUCAUAAGACACUUCCCUGGAAGUAUGAAUUAUUGGAGCAGUGUAAAGUCAACAGCAUUUAUAUUUGGCUCGCAAAACUUCUUGAACUUCAAUACAAAUCAACGGAGAAAAAUAAACGCCACCUUCUCGCGCUGUUACGUUCGCAACAGCAAACGGAAUAAAAGUGAGCACACGAAGAAACCCACUAAUGUUGGUGGCUGUUAGUAAAAAAUCAACAUGGGCACUUGCAGAAAGAAGUUUACAUUUUGAAUUGCCAAUAAACUAAGACCCACGUGCA
Molecule: messenger RNA, 567 nt
Organism: Dermacentor andersoni
Lineage: Eukaryota; Metazoa; Arthropoda; Arachnida; Ixodida; Ixodidae
Source: RefSeq, a predicted model, not a curated record